AUGACCAAAGAACCCUACCUCGACGUCGACGACGUCAUCUCCCGCCUCACCAUUGAAGAAAAAGUCGCCCUCCUUUCGGGAAAGGACUUUUGGCAGACGCGCGACGUGCCGCGCCUCAACGUGCCAUCUCUGCGCUUCACUGAUGGGCCCAAUGGCGCUCGCGGCCAGCGAUUCUUCAACGGCACGCCUGCCGCCUGCUUUCCCUGCGGUACAGGUCUGGCUGCCACCUGGGAUGUCGGGUUGAUUGAGCAUGCGGGUGCGACUCUCGGGGAGGAGUGCAAAGCGAGGGGUGCGCACGUGUCGCUGGGUCCGACUAUCAACAUCCAGAGGAGUCCGCUGGGCGGAAGGGGAUUCGAGAGUUACAGCGAGGAUCCCGUCCUGUCUGGACUGAUGGCGUCCGCUAUGGUCAAGGGUGUGCAGAGCACAGGGGUUGCGGCGUGUCUGAAGCACUAUGUUUGCAAUGAUCAGGAACACGAGAGGCAACACAGGCAGGCAUACAAUGCCGUUAUAAGCGAACGAGCCCUCCGUGAAAUCUACUUGAUGCCAUUCCAGAUCGCCCAAAGAGACUCAAAUCCCCUCACAUACAUGACAAGCUACAACCGGGUCAACGGGUUGCACGUGAGUGAGAACCCGCGGUUGAUGCAAUAUAUUCUCAGAGAUGAGUGGAAGUUUGAUGGAUUAAUCAUGAGUGACUGGUUCGGUACAUACUCAGCUGCAGAGUCCACCAAGGCAGGCCUGGACAUUGAAAUGCCUGGCCCGCCUCGUGUCCGCGGCCCCAACAUCGUCGUAUCCCUCGGCAGCAGGAAGCUCACCGAGCACACGGUCGACCAGCGGGUCCGUAACCUCCUCAACCUCACAAAUCGUGUCGCCUGCCCUGAGCGACCGUUUGUCACAGAUUCGCCCGAGAAGACAGACACUUCCAUCCCAGCGGAAGAGCUCUCGUCGCGGAUGCACAAGAUCGCCUCGGACGGGCUCGUACUGCUCAAGAAUAACAACAACAUCCUGCCCCUGAGCAAAGAGAAAACCGUGGCUGUCAUUGGCCCCAACGCCAAUAUCGCCGCCUACGCAGGUGGUGGCUCGGCCAGCUUGCGUCCCACAUACACCACGACGCCCCUUGACGGGAUACUCAAACAUGUCCCAUCAGCCAAGUACACGCUCGGCGCAGCGGGCUACAAGCAGCUCCCCGCGCUCAGCCUGAUCAGCAAGACCCCUGACGGCACGGGUAGGAAGGGCGUGCUUUGCAAAUUUUACAACGAACCGGCAGGCCACGAGGAACGUAUCCUGCGUGACACGGUCCACACCGACCUCUCGGACAUGCUGCUGGUCGACUACUCGCACCCGGACGUGAGCCCCGAGCUCUUCUACAUGGACAUCGAGGGCGACAUCACACCCGAGCAGUCGGGCGAGUACAUGUUUGGGUGCUCGGUGCGCGGCACCGCCAAGGUCCUGGUGGACGGGCAGCUGGUGGUGGACAACGCCACGACGCAGGUGCUGGGCGGCACCUUCAUGGGCGCCGGGACGCGGGAGGAGCGCGGCAGCGUCACGCUCGAGGCCGGCCGCACGUACCGCGUCGUGCUGCAGUUCGGGUCGAGCCAGACGCAGCGCGUCAAGAAGAAGGGCGCCACGGCGAUGCGCGGCGGGGGUGUUCGCCUCGGCUGCGCCGCCGUCUUGGAUGCCGACGCCGAGAUCCGCCGUGCCGUCGACCUCGCCGCCAGCGUGGACCAGGUCGUCCUCGUGGUCGGGUUGACGGGCGAGUGGGAGUCGGAGGGCUUCGACCGUGACAAUAUGGACCUCCCUGGUUGGACCAACGAUCUGGUGCGGGCGGUCGUCGCGGCGAAUCCCAACACGGCAGUCGUGGUGCAGAGCGGGACUCCGGUGGAGAUGCCCUGGGUGGAUGAGGUCCCGGCGAUCAUGCAGUCCUGGUUCGGGGGUAACGAGGGCGGAAAUGCGAUUGCUUCUGUGUUGUUCGGGCACGUAAACCCGUCGGGGAAGCUGCCGUUGUCGUUUCCGAAGCGGUUGGAGGAUAAUCCGGCUUUCUUGAACUUUGGAUCCGAAAACGGACGGACGCUGUACGGCGAGGAUGUCUACGUCGGGUACCGGUUUUAUGAGAGGACCAAGAAGGAAGUGCUGUUCCCAUUCGGGCACGGGCUAUCCUACACGACCUUUGAGAUCAACAACUGCAACGUUGAUGUCAAAGUACCGGCUAAUGGGGAUGACAUUGUGCUGGUAUCAGCAGAUGUUGCCAACACUGGAACACGCGAUGGCCAAGCCGUGGUGCAGGUCUACAUCAGACAGCUGAAGCCCAGCAUCAAGCGGCCGCCCAAGGAGCUGAAGGGGUUCCAGAAGUUGGCAGUCAAGGCGGGAGCAAAGGCCUCUGUGGCUGUAACUAUCUUGGAGAAGUAUGCAACCAGCUAUUGGGAUGAGGAGCGGGAUCAAUGGAUCUCAGAGGCUGGUGAGUAUGACGUCCUGGUCGGGCAGAGCUCUGCGGACGUGACCGUGGCUGGCCACUUUAGCAUUGCCAAGACAACCUGGUGGAAAGGACUUUGA
Messenger RNA from Pyricularia grisea, 2547 nucleotides. RefSeq lists its product as uncharacterized. The transcript has 4 exons. The record is from RefSeq and is a predicted model, not a curated record. NCBI's taxonomy places the organism in Eukaryota, Fungi, Ascomycota, Sordariomycetes, Magnaporthales, Pyriculariaceae. The coding region runs from base 1 to 2547 and encodes 848 amino acids. Gene Ontology annotation, biological process: glucan catabolic process. Gene Ontology annotation, molecular function: beta-glucosidase activity.